UUACAAAAUGCAUGACGUAUUGAUUUAUUAGUUAAGUAAUUAGUUUUAAUGUUAUAGUUUUACUUGUAUUUCGAAUUUUGCAUAUUUUAUGAAACAAUCGCACUGAAUUUAGUGUUAUCUAUUAGUCAUAUCACUAUGUAUUAAAUUUAUCAAUUUUUGGGUCUCAACAAUGGCUGGGAAUUUUUGGCAAAGUUCACAUUACCAACAAUGGAUGUUAGACAAACAGGAUUUAGUCAGAGAACGCCAGCUAGAUUUGCAAGUUUUGACUGAGGAAGAGUACCAAAAGAUUUGUAUUUUUUUUUCUAAUUUUAUUCAAAUUUUAGGUGAGCAGUUAAAGCUCAAACAACAGGUCAUAGCUACUGCUACAGUUUACUUUAAACGCUUUUACUCUAGAAACUCCCUCAGAUGUAUCGAUCCUCUACUACUUUCUCCUACUUGUGUAUUUUUAGCUUCGAAAGUAGAAGAAUUUGGAGUUAUAUCAAAUAGUCGCUUAAUAACUACUUGCCAAACUGUUUUAAAAAAUAAACUGAAUUAUGCAUAUUCUCAAGAGUUUCCAUAUCGAACAAAUCAUAUACUAGAAUGCGAGUUUUAUUUGUUGGAAAAUUUGGAUUGCUGUUUAAUUGUUUUUCAACCAUAUCGUCCAUUGUUGCAACUGGUUCAAGAUAUUGGACAACAUGAAGAUCAAUUGUUAGCUUUAGCUUGGAGAGUUGUCAAUGAUAGCUUGAGGACAGAUCUGGCCUUGUUGUAUCCCCCUUAUCAAAUUGCAAUUGGGUGUUUACAAAUUGCUUGUGUUAUCAUGCAAAAAGACCUUAAAUCAUGGUUUGCUGAACUUAAUGUGGACAUAGACAAAAUUCAAGAAAUAUCAAGGUAUAUUAUUAAUUUAUUUGAAUUAUGGAAAUCAUACGAUGAGAAAAAAGAUAUUCAAGGGCUUUUAAAUAAAAUGCCGAAACCAAAAUUGCAGUCAUCUCGGUAGACUUGAUUAUUAAAAGUUAUUAAAAGUUGUGUGUUAAUAAUAAGUAAUUAUGCAUUCCUAUUUUAAUUAAACAUCGUUUUGCAUGUUCUAAUUACUUUUUGUUUAUUAAAAAACUAUAUAACACAAAUUUUUAAUAAUUCUAGUUUUGGAAUGGCUUAAUUGUGUAUCGCACCUAAUUAGUUUUAAGUUAUUUUUUAUUAUUGUUUAUUUUAUUAUACAUUUUUAUCAUAUUACUGUAGACUAAUUUUAAAAAUUUGACAGAUGUUACAAAUAAGAAUAUUAUAUUCUUAUUAUAAUAUUAUAUUAAGCUACUUUGUUUUUAAUUUUUUUUAUCUUUAGGUAAUACUUUAUCUAUAAUAUCGGUAUAAUCUAAAUUAAUGUAAUUAAUAAAUUUUAUGUUAUUUAACUUA
Adelges cooleyi (spruce gall adelgid) is the source of this 1383-nucleotide messenger RNA. RefSeq names its product cyclin-C (gene CycC). The transcript has 5 exons. Bases 170 to 973 code for a protein of 267 amino acids. Gene Ontology annotation, biological process: positive regulation of transcription by RNA polymerase II. The record is from RefSeq and is a predicted model, not a curated record. NCBI's taxonomy places the organism in Eukaryota, Metazoa, Arthropoda, Insecta, Hemiptera, Adelgidae. Gene Ontology annotation, cellular component: mediator complex; nucleus. Gene Ontology annotation, molecular function: cyclin-dependent protein serine/threonine kinase regulator activity.